GUGUGUGUGUGUGUGUGUGCGCGCCCACAAGCUCAAGGAGGGAUCAAGUCGCAACACACACACACAGUCUUAUUCCCUCGGUUGCUCUGGGUCUCACUGUGUCAUCCGUAUCUCUCUCCUUAAAAACCUGCUCGCACACACACUCGCACACACUCGACUCAGCGGAAUUUAAGUUAAGGUUGAAUAAGUCACCACUUGACCAGGCGGUGCAGGAAGGAAGAAAGAAGAGAUACACAAAACUGGAAGUCUCCCUUUUUUCUUCGUAAUUUAAAACAACAACUUUGAACUUGGACACAAGGGGCUUUUUCUUUUCGGCACAAGUGGAUACAAACUUUCCCCAAUCCUAUUGGGUCAAACGUAGCAGAAAGGACUUUUUUUCCCCCCUUAAAAAUUACUGUUGGACUUUUGGACUUGGCCUGGGUGAGAGCGCAGUAAGAGCCCAUCACUGACAGUUUGGACGUUUGGAGAAUAGGAGCUGGUCUGUGUGGGUGUUUUUCCUUUUUCCUCCCCUGACCCCCUUCCUGGAGGGAGAUGGGGAGAUGGGCGUUACGUCUCUCAGUGGGCCUCGGGCUUCUUGCCGUCCUGGUGACCUACUGUCAUGCUGAAGUGAACUACUGCUUCGCUGCCAGGGCUGGGAGCUGCUCCGAGUGCCUGCAGGCUGGUAAAGGUUGCACCUACUGCCCCGAUGAGAACUUUAACGGCCCUCGCUGUGAUCUGUACGAGAACAUACUCGCCCACGGCUGCAGCUCUGCGGCCCUCCUCACAGCUCAAAGCGCCAUGAAGGUCGAGACGGCGAACAAAAUCAACAUGAUGCUCCAGGAGUCGCAGGUGUCUCCGCAGCUGAUGAGCAUGAGCUUUCUGCCGGGGGAGGAGAAGCUGGUGGACGUGGAGGUGUUUGCUCCUACCAAGGGUCCUCUGGAUCUUUACAUUCUUAUGGAUUUCUCCAACUCCAUGGCCGACGACUUGGCCAACUUGAAGAAGAUGGGCGAGGAGCUGGCUCUGUUGGUGGGGACGCUGUCAAACGACUUCACCAUCGGCUUCGGGAAGUUUGUGGACAAAGUGAUCGAGCCCCAGACUGACAUGAGACCGUCCAAACUUGAGAUGCCGUGGCCCAACAGUGACCCGCCAUUCUCUUUCCAAAAUGUCAUCAAGCUGACCAACAACGUGUCGGACUUCUCCAUAAGGCUCCAGGGACAGAGAAUCUCUGGCAACCUGGACGCACCCGAAGGAGGCUUCGAUGCCAUAUUGCAGGCUGCAGUUUGUGGGGAUAAAAUCGGUUGGCGCAACCGCAGCACGCAUCUCCUGGUUUUCUCCACCGAGUCCGCCUUCCACUACGAGGCCGACGGCGCUAACGUGCUGUCCGGCAUCCUGCCGCGCAACGACGAGCUUUGCCACCUGGACGCGUUGGGCAAAUACACGCAGGACAUACAUCAGGAUUACCCUUCAAUUCCCACACUGAUCCGUCUGCUGGGCAAACACAACAUCAUCCCCAUCUUUGCCGUCACCAACCACUCCUUCACAUACUACACGAAACUCCAGGAGUAUUUCCCCAUUGCUGAGGUUGGUAUGCUGCAUGAGGAUUCAUCCAACAUCCUGCAGGUCAUGGGCACCGCCUUCAAGAAUAUCCGUUCGAAGAUGAGCAUCCGUGCAGAGGAACUACCCAAGGCUUUCAAGGCUAAGUUCUUGACCGCCAGUGGAAGCGUUGCAGAUUAUGGGGCCUUUGAUUUCAAGCCUGGAGCAAUAGGCAAGUUCAAGAUGCGUCUCAAGGCGGAGAGGAUGAUCGACGAGAAGCCCGUGUGUCAGGUUGCCCAGCGUGACAAGGAGGGGACAAUGAGGGUCAAGCCGACGAACUUCAACGCUGCUGUCAACAUCAAGGCCUCGGUUCUGUGUCCGACCUGCGAAUGCGAGAAGACUCCCUUCCCCAAAGCAGCCAAAUGCCACAGCAAUGGAGACCUGGUGUGCGGGAAGUGUCAUUGUUUUGAUGGCUGGCUGGGUGCGUUCUGUAACUGCUCCGCAAGCGCCUCAGCUCUGGACACCAGCCAGUGCAUCGGCCCGGGCAUGACGGAGUCCUGCUCCGGCCGCGGCGACUGCAUGGAGUGUGGAAGCUGCGUGUGCUACAACCCAGAUCAGUUCGAGGGACCCUACUGUCAGCACGACAAGACCCAGUGUCUAAGAUACGGAGGCUUCCUCUGCAAUGACCGUGGCUCCUGCGUCAUGGGUCGGUGUGCAUGCACAGAAGGCUGGGAUGGAAACGCCUGCGAGUGUCCCAAGAGCAACCAGACCUGUCUGGACAGCAAAGGGGGUGUCUGCAAUGGGCGAGGUGUAUGCAACUGCGGCCGCUGCGAGUGUCGGAACCCCGGCACGGACAUGACUUCAACCUGUGAGCCAAAUUUCGAGGCCCAGCUGGGUGUGUGUGAGGCUACGAGAAGUUGUGUCCAGUGUCGAGCCUGGAAGACGGGAAAGCAUAAGGAUUGUGACAAAUGCCCCUUCCAAAUUGUAAUGGUGGAUGAGCUCAAAGAAUCGGAUAGCAGGAUUGAAUCGUGCAGCUUCCGCGACGAGGAUGAUGACUGUACAUACCACUACACCGCCGAAGACUCGAAAGAUCCAAAAGUCGGACUCCUGGAGAUUCAGGUGCUCAAAAAGAAAGAUUGUCCCCCUGCGAGCCUCCUGUGGUUGCUCCCUCUCCUCUUGUUCCUGUUGUUACUGUUGGCACUGCUGCUCCUCUGCUGCUGGAAAUACUGCGCCUGCUGCAAGAGCUGCUGUCAGAGCUGUCUUGCCCUGCUGCCUUGCUGUAGGAGAGGUCGCAUGGUCGGCUUCAAGGAGGACGAGUAUUUGCUCCGACAGUCCCUGCUCACCUCAGACCAUCUGGACACGCCGAUGGUGAGGACCGGCCCGCCCAAAGGGACCGAUGUGGUCCGCUGGAAGGUCACAGAUAAUGUACACCGAGCACCCAACCACCCUCAGGCUCUGAUGAAGCCGAAUCCAAAAGAAACCAUCCAGUUCCCAGUCUCCCUCCGACUGAACAGGUUGUUCUCUGAGAACCUGUCUCGCCCUGAAUCCAGAGACGCCGAGCAGCUCCGCAAGGAAGUGGCCGAUAAUCUCAACGAGGUGUACAAACAGAUUCCCGGGGCGCAGAAGGUGCAAAAGACCGCUUUCAGAUUGCAGAGAAAUGCUGGGAAAAGGCAGGACUACACCAUCAUGGACACCGUCCUGUCUGCUCCUCGCAGCAGCUACCCCGAUAUCGUCAAAGUCACUGAGAAAAAUGUCCAGUCUGGAAACUUCCAUGACCUCAAAGUGGUGCCUGGCUACUACACUGUGGCCACAGACAGAGAGGCUGCGGGAGCCAUUGAGUUCCAGCAAGACGUGGAGUCGGUGGACGUUCACGUGCCGCUCUUUGUCAAGGAUGAAGACGACGACAAGAAGCAGCUGCUGGUGGAGGCCAUGGAUGUGCCACUGGGCAUUGCAGAGAUCGGAAAACGUUUGGUCAACAUCACCAUCAUCAAAGAACAUGCCACCAGUGUGUUCUCGUUCCUGCAGCCGGCCUACACGUACAGCAGACAGGAUGGAGUGGCCAACAUUCCAAUCAGCAGAGAGAUCAUUGAGGACGGACGCACGCAGGUCACGUACCGCACACGGGACCUCACAGCCAAGGACAAAAAGGACUAUAUGACUGUGGAAGGAGACCUGACCUAUGGUCCUGGUGAAACCCAGAAGACAGUUCCUGUUCGUCUGCUGGAGUUGGGGGAGAAAGAUGGCCUCUUGGAGGACAAACAGGUCAGGCAGUUUGUCAUGGACCUCAGUAACCCACGACAGGGCGCCAAACUGGGACGCUACCCGAGAACUACUGUCACCAUCGCAGACCAACCAGAGCCCAGUGUGAUGAUGUUCAAAAAGGGCACCCAGAACUUUUCCACAUCUGAACCAACCUACACAAUCCCUGUGGUCCGCACCCGGAACCAGGACAGCCCCGCCACAGUGAAAUGGCGCACCAAGAAGGCCCAGCGCUUCGAGCUCUCUGGCCCUCUGAAGUUCGGCCCUGGAGAAACGGAGAAGAACAUAGUCAUCGAACCGAAAUCCCAUCCUGGUCCAAUCCAGCCGGAGACUUUCCAUCUUGAGCUGUUUGACCCAAGUAGUAAUGCUUCUAUUGGCGAGAGGAAGACCACCCUUGUCAAUGUCACGGACGGAGCUUAUGAGGCUCCCCAGGUGAUGAAGAGCAACAUCGGACAGAAAGCCUCCUCCCCUGGUGGUCUCCUUCUCGCUCCUGCAAACCCUACCGCCAAAGCAACUGGACCCAGAAACAUUCACCUCAACUGGGAGCCACCGUCCGGUAACCCAAUGGGAUACAAGGUGAAGUACUGGAUUUAUGGCGACCCAGAGAAAGACGCCAAGGUAUUAGAUGUGAAGACGCCUCAAGCUGAGUUGACCGACCUCUACCCCUAUUGUGACUACGAGAUGCGAGUGAGCGCCUACAAUGCCAUGGGAGAAGGCUACAAUACCGACAUUGUUACCUGUCAAACCCUGGAGGAUGGGCCUGGUGAACCGGGACGUUUGGCCUUCAAUGUCAUCAGCCACACUGUCACUCAGGUCAGCUGGGGGGAGCCUGCCGAGACAAAUGGCAACAUUACAGCUUAUGAAGUCAUCUACACACCCAUCAAUGAUGAACAGAAGGCGGUGGGCGCCGCCAAGAAAGUCAAGAUUGACAACCCCAAGAAGCGGAUGCUGCUGAUUGAGAACCUCCAGAGAGCCCAAACCUACCAGUACAAGGUCCGCGCCAAGAACAGCGUGGGCUGGGGCCCCUUCAGAGAUGCUACCAUCAACCUGGCAUCACAGCCGGCCAGACCGCUGUCCAUCCCCAUCAUUCCAGACAUCCCCAUUGUGGAUGCGGAGGCGGGAGACGAGUAUGACAGCUACCUGAUGUACAGCAAUGAGGUGCUGAAGUCCCCCGCAGGCUCCAAGACACCCAGCGUCUCUGGUGAUGAUUACACGGUGAAUGGGAAGUGGGACCAGAACUUCCUUUUCCCAGGGGGGUCAGCGACACGCAACUUGUCGGCCUCAUCCUCUCCCAUGUCCACUCUGAGCUCAAACUACAGAGGGGCGGGCGGCUCCUUCACCACGGACACAACCACCACCUACAUGUCCGGGGCGGGGAGCUCUCGCAGACAGGAAUUCAUUGGAGGCGGAAUGCACACAUCCGAAGUCACCAUGAGGAAGCGCUCAGAGAGCAGGGGCUACAUGGACGAGAACAUCCGCGACUCCAUUGUCCUGGGAGAUAUGCCGAGCAAGUUUCCAGAUCUUGGUGGGUUCGGCUACACUGGGAUGCAGAGCAGCUCUCAGAGCCAGUUCGGCUACACUGGGAUGCAGAGCAGCUCUCAGAGCCAGUUCGGCUACAGCCUGCCUCAGGGUCCGAGGGCCAGGACCGAGUCUUCAGACGUCCACGAGGCCUUGUAUAAUCUGGACAGGGUGCUCCACGAUGCACGACUCUCCCCUGGUGUCCCAGACACCCCCAGCAGACUGGUGUUCUCCGCUCUGGGUCCCACUGCCCUCAAAGUCAGCUGGCAGGAGCCCCAGUGUGAGAGAGACAUCGUGGGCUACUGUGUCCUCUACCAGCUGCUCAAUGGAGGUGACGCGAAUCGCAUCAAUGUGACGAACCCAGCGGAGAACUCUGUCAUCAUCCAGGACCUGCUGCCCAACCACUCCUACCUGUUCAAGGUGAAGGCCCAGAGCCAGGAGGGCUGGGGUCCAGAGAGAGAAGGAGUCAUCACCAUCGAGUCUGCAGUCGACCCCAAGAGUCCCCUCAGCCCCAUGCCAGGUUCGCCAUUUACUCUGAGCACUCCCAGUGCCCCAGGCCCCCUGGUCUUCACCGCUCUGAGCCCCGACUCCCUGCAGCUCAGCUGGGAGAAGCCUCGCAAACCCAACGGAGACAUCCUCGGCUAUGUGGUCACCUGCGAACAGCUGCACGGCGGAGGCGACGUGCGCUCCUUCCAGGUGAACGGCGACAGCGCUGAGACCAGCCUGACUGUUCCCAACCUGACUGAGAACGUUCCCUACAAGUUCAAAGUCCAGGCUCGGACCACGCAGGGCUUCGGUCCCGAGAGGGAGGGCAUCAUCACCAUCGAGUCUCAAGACGGAGGUGCAUUGUCUCAGUACAGUAACCAGUCCAUGACGCGGAGGGACGUUUUCCAAAUGCCGACAGAAGUCAGCACAAGGACCAACGUCUCACACACCAUGCUCAACGACCCUUACUUCUCAGACGGGAUGAUGAUGACCACGCAGCACACAGAGACCAGCGGCAUGGUGACUCGUCAAAUCACCAAGGAAGUGGUUCAGAGGGGUGUCACCGGAGCCACAACCGUCACAAAGAAGAUGUUUUAUGAAUCAUAAGAUAUGAUUUUAACUCUGCCCAAGUUAGCGCCCCAAAGGUCCGGCGUGACGAGGAAUCAUAUCUGAGAUUCUCUUUCACGCAAUCAGUGUAUAUUUUUAUGUGUGUGGGUGUGAGAUACUGCAACCAAAAAGAAUAUAUAUAGAUAUAUAUAGAUAUCUAUAUAUAUCUAUAUAUAUAUCAUGUAAUCCUGUAAAUAAAUGGAGAGGAGGCCGUUCUAUCAUGUCUGUUACGCACCGUGGCCUCUCUCCUAAAUAGAUGAGGUUCAUCGUAACAUUUCCAUAACUUUCACAGUUGAGUCUUUCAUUCCCGUUUCUUUCCAGUGAAGAAGAUCACUUUGCGUUGGCCUGCCCCUCCCUCUGUCGGUUUAGAUCUGCUAACAUAUACACACACACACACACACACACACACACCGAGGCUUUAAACAGGCCAGCAUGGGUCAGCAAUCUGACUGUGGUGCAGUAAUCCAAAGUGACCCUUCCCUCCUCGUCUCCUGUCCCCACCCGUCUGAGACAAGUGCUCCGUCUGAGUGAUGUGAUGUCUUCUUGAGAUGCACCUGUUUGUGUCUGUGGCGAGCAUCCAGACACUGUAUUUGGGCCUUUUUGUUCAUAGAUUUUUAUUAUAUAAAAAUGUGAUAAAGCUUUCUUAAGAAUAUUUCAUACUUUUUAAAGAUUUUUUUUUUACUCAAGCCAACUGACAUUGACUUUAAUCUUUAAUGCCAAAUAUAGGGUCAUUUCCGCUGUCAAACUAAGGGCAUGACGAUGAUCUUAAAACUUUAUCGGAUGUAACACGCUUUUGAAUUUCAGAUGUUUUAUACUCAGACUCAAAAAUGUGUCCUGCACAGCAUCGAGUUGGCGUUUCUUGCGUUUAUUUACCCUGCAAGGCAUUUGUAUUUUUGCAUUUUGAGUGGAUUAACAUUUCAAUGAGACCUAGAUGUUUUAGAGGAAUGGGAUGUAAAGACAGAAAGAUUGUAUUCGCUUAAAUGCAUGACCUACUGUAUUUCGGGGCUCACACUUUGAUGAAAAUGCUUUUGUACAACGUGUGUUGAGAGGACUUGUUUUGUUAAGAAAUAAAGAUACAGUGGAUUAACUUUUCACCAAAAACUGCCGCGAA
Molecule: messenger RNA, 7492 nt
Organism: Scophthalmus maximus (turbot)
Lineage: Eukaryota; Metazoa; Chordata; Actinopteri; Pleuronectiformes; Scophthalmidae
Gene: itgb4
Product: integrin, beta 4
Exons: 43
Coding region: 532-6381 (1949 amino acids)
Biological process (GO): cell-matrix adhesion; cell communication; integrin-mediated signaling pathway
Cellular component (GO): cell surface; membrane; focal adhesion
Molecular function (GO): integrin binding
Source: RefSeq, a predicted model, not a curated record